Messenger RNA from Lycium barbarum (goji berry), 2436 nucleotides. RefSeq lists its product as uncharacterized. NCBI's taxonomy places the organism in Eukaryota, Viridiplantae, Streptophyta, Magnoliopsida, Solanales, Solanaceae. The coding region runs from base 911 to 2227 and encodes 438 amino acids. The record is from RefSeq and is a predicted model, not a curated record. The transcript has a single exon.
AAAAGUUGAUUAAUUUUUCACCACUCAAUUCCAUUCUAGCAACUGAUAGGGUCUCUUUUGGUUUUGUCCAUUUCCCUUUUUUUUCUACUCAGAAAACCCCACCAAUUAUCUUACAUAGAUAGAGAGAGAAAGAAUUCCGUUUUUCUUACCCUUUGUUCUUCUCUCUCCCAAUAUUUUCCUAUUUUUCUCUUGCGUUUCUUCAUUAUCUUCUUAGUCAUAUUCUGAUCAGUCUGAAACUUUAUUGUCUUUGUUUUAAAGGUAUCAACUUUGACAUUGUCUUCUUGUUAAAUAUUCUUGUCAUCUUAUCAAUUAUGAUAAGGCUUUUACCUUUUUUUCCUUUUAUAACCAAUCCAUUAAUGCAGAUUUUAGUACCCCUUUUCCCAGAGAUCAUCAGAAGCUACCGAUCUCUCUUUCAUAAUAUUUUCUUAAAUAUAAGAAGGGGUACAAUUAACCUCGUAUUCUGAAUUACCCUUCAUUUUUAAUUCCUCGAUUUGGCUUCUUAAUUAUCCAUCCAGCUAAUUAUUUUCUGGGAAUGUUCUUCUUAUUUAUUCUUCCCAUAUUACUUGCAUCAACAUUCCCACGUACCGAAUUCAAAAUUUGAAGUUUAUAGGUUCCAAUAAUCUCAAAUUAAAAAAAAAAAAAAACUUUAUAUUUGCCCAAAGGAAAUCGAACCCCCCUCCAAAAGCAAGCCAACCUUAAGCAAGUUUCAAUAUUGCUUUGUUACUAGGUUUCCAACAGAUAGUUCUUAUAUAUUUAAUCAGUUUUUUAAUAUAAAUACAGGAUUUACGCUAAAGUUAAUGAGUUUCCGAGAAUCCGCACCGGUGACCCUAGGUCCACCCCAGCCCACAUAAACUACAAUUUGAUUCACUUCUUUCUUUCACCCACCAUUCAUUUUCUUCCAUUUGCAAUAAUGGGUUGUGCAACUUCAAAGCCAAAAGUAUGCCAAAAUUGUCAUACACCAUAUUCCCCUGUAAGGAGAAGUUACUCAAUGUACAUACCAAAAAAGAAAGAUAUUAAUGAGAGUGAACAACAACAUAUGGUGAGUCUAACAUCUUCAACAUUAGGAUCAUUGAAACUUGACUCAAUGAACUUGAGUCAAAGUCUCAGGGAUGAUCAUUUUGCAUUCGAAAUCGAUGACUACGACGCAACGAAAGAUGAGUUGUUGAUUGAGGCAAAAAAAUGGUCACAAAUGAUCAAUGAGAAAAUUCCAAAAGUGGUUAUUCCUAAAACACCAGUAAAAACACCACCAGGUGAGCCAGAAACUAUUAAUGUUUGGGAAUUAAUGGAAGGUCUUGAAGAUAUUACUCCUCUUAAACCUAAAGAAAAUGGCAAAGAUAUUAGUUUCUCUUUCACUGUUUCUCCUAAUACAAUAUCUUUUCUUGAUGAUCAGCCUAAAGAAAAUGGCGAUGACUCGCCUAAAAUGGCUGAUAAUGAGUCUAGUUUACAUUCAAAUAGCACGUCUAUAAUAUCUGAUUUUGAUCCUGAAGUGAUUUCCACAUUCAGAAAAGCACUCGAAGAUCUUCCACCAGCAAACCCUUUUCACUUAAAGCCAUUAAUUAUCGAAACCAUGCACAGACCGAAUGAUGAGGUAAAUGGAGAAGUACUGGAAGCUCGGUGCACAAAGUAUCCCGCAUUAGCUGGGUCCGGGGAAGGGCUACACCCCAAGGGAGGUGAAGUACUAAGAGAGUAUAAAUUGGUGUUGCCUCAUGAGAAGGACAAAUUAGUAAUUUACUUUACGAGCUUAAGAGGGGUGAGGAAAACAUAUGAGGAUUGUUGUCACGUUCGUGUGAUUCUAAAGGGACUAGGUGUUAAGGUUGAUGAGAGAGAUGUUUCAAUGCAUUCAGGAUUCAAGGAGGAGUUGAAAGAACUAAUGGGGAAAGAAUAUGCUGGAGGAGGAUUACCAAGGGUGUUUUUGGGAAAAACGUACAUUGGUGGGGCUGAUGAAAUACGGAGAAUGAACGAGGAUGGGAACCUCGAGAAGUUAGUAGAGAAUUGUGAACGGAUAGAGGAUGGUGGUGGUGGUGGUAGUGUUGUUGGAAAUUUAGCUUGUGAGGCCUGUGGAGAUAUUAGAUUUGUGCCGUGUGAGACAUGCUCGGGAAGUUGUAAAAUUUAUUAUGAAGCAGACAACGACGAAUUGGAAAUUGAGGAGGAAGAUGAAUAUGGCUUCCAACGAUGCCCGGAUUGUAAUGAGAAUGGACUUAUACGAUGUCCAAUUUGUUGUGAUUAAGGUUCACUAACAUUUUCCUGUUUCUUUCCUUCUUUUUUCUUUUCUUGGUUAAUUGUUUUGAUAAGAUAAUUGUUGUAUAGUAAAGAGUUUUUUAUUUGUGUUAGGAAUAUAAUGUAUUUGCAGUAUGAUAAACCAGCACCCUGUUUUCAAGCUCUAGAUUAUGUAAUACAAUCCCAAUCUUUUCUUGGUUAAUUGUUUUGAUAAGAUAA